UUUUUCCAAAACAGGAGGCAUUUGGUUGGCAUUGAUUGUACGCUCGGUUGCUUCCGCCGGUCUGCAAUCCGAAGUCUGACGCCUUGUUACGUGACGCGGCCUAAAGUACGAGCGUGCGGUGCCCCUGUAUAGGUAUAGUUGAAGCUUCAAGUGCUACUUAGUUUUUGUUUGAACAGAAAUAAAAGUAAGUAAACGUUCGUUAAGAUGUCGAGAAUGGGAAAUUAUGAUGUUCCUCACGACGAUGGACCUGGUUUUGUUGGAAUUAAAUUCUGUCAAGAAUGCAACAACAUGUUGUAUCCUAAGGAAGAUAAGGAAAAUAAAGUUUUGAUGUAUGCUUGCAGAAAUUGUGAUUUCAAAACGCUUGCUGAGAGCAGCUGCAUUUAUGUCAAUAAAAUUAUGCACGAAAUUGAUGAAUUGACUCACAUUGUGGCUGAUGUGAUAUCUGAUCCAACUUUGCCAAGAACAGAAGAGCAUCCAUGUCCAAAGUGCAAUCAUCGAGAAGCAGUUUUCUUCCAAGCUUCCACUAGGCGAGCUGAAGAAGAGAUGAGACUUUAUUACGUCUGUACAAAUCAGCACUGCACGCAUAGAUGGACAGAAUAGAUUCUGUUAUUUAAUUAUAAUAUGUAUAAGUUCUGUAUAUAUAUUGUAUUAAGUUAAGCAUAUUUUAUAAUAAAACUAAUUUUUAGU
Messenger RNA from Phymastichus coffea, 687 nucleotides. RefSeq names its product DNA-directed RNA polymerase II subunit RPB9 (gene RpII15). Bases 205 to 600 code for a protein of 131 amino acids. Gene Ontology annotation, molecular function: DNA-directed RNA polymerase activity; nucleic acid binding; zinc ion binding. The record is from RefSeq and is a predicted model, not a curated record. Gene Ontology annotation, biological process: maintenance of transcriptional fidelity during transcription elongation by RNA polymerase II; DNA-templated transcription; transcription-coupled nucleotide-excision repair. Lineage: Eukaryota; Metazoa; Arthropoda; Insecta; Hymenoptera; Eulophidae. Gene Ontology annotation, cellular component: RNA polymerase II, core complex. The transcript is spliced from 4 exons.